Molecule: messenger RNA, 3413 nt
Organism: Cuscuta campestris
Lineage: Eukaryota; Viridiplantae; Streptophyta; Magnoliopsida; Solanales; Convolvulaceae
Source: the annotation of a GenBank genome assembly
AACAAUAAUUUUUUGAGUAUGUAUAUAUCUGUGGAAGAGAUUGUGUCAAAUUAUAAAGUACUCAAUUAAAAUUGAUUACCCUAAUAUUUAUCCCUCUUAAUUCAACUCAAAAGUGAAUCCUCCAUUUUCAUCAAUUUCCCACCCUAAUGUUCCCGCCACAACAAGCUAAUACAUUCAGCUCUUCUACACCCUUUCCAAUUGUUUCACACUUUCACCAAGUUACACUCGAAAACCCAACGAGCAGGAGCAGAGAGGUAUGACACGCAAGAAAUCCGCUUCCAUUAUUCCUUCGCCGCCUCCGAUUCCCAUCGGAAAUUGCGAGGUGCGGGUCGAAGCCAAGAACUUCGCAUCCGAGCUGACUGAAAAUAGCCUCCAGAUCAUGUUCGCGAAAGAUGCCAAUCUCAAAAUUUCAGUCAUGGAGAACUGGAAUUGCGAAAAGGUGCAUUGUGGCCUUCAGGGUCACGAGGACGAUGAAAAGGGUAAUUAUUGUUUUGAGCUUAUUAAUCCAAAUGACACAGAUGUUAAGACCAAGAGUUUGGUUCAGGAAGUAGUAAACAUUUAUGCUAAGGAACUACCGGCAAUGAAGUAUGCUGCAAACACUGGAAAGCAAUCAUCGUUCCUUGAUAAAUGCGUGUCAAGUGGGAAGUACUACACAUUAAUUUUGAGAUUCAAGAAUGGCCUACACCGUGGAGAGGCUGUUGCAGCAACUACCUAUCAAAUAAUCUCUGCUGACACACUGUAUACCGAGAUUCCUCUUGCAGCUGUUAGAUCCCAAUACCAACAUAAGGGGAUAGGCCACUUAUUAUACAUGGAACUGAAAAGGAGAUUGCAGAAUGUGGGCAUAAGGACAGUGCUUUGUUGGGGAGAUAAGGAGUCUGAAGGAUUUUGGCUUAAACAGGGGUUCAUAGUAAUUGGUCAUGUAGAUGCGAGAGGCAAAGCUCGCAGGCUUCCUAUAAACCCCAAUGUUCGCAGAGUGUUGUGUUUUCCUGGUGGCUCAUCUCUCAUGGUUUCUUAUCUUAACAAGGAAAGUCCAACACAUUCACCAAAGCAUCUUGCUCUAGAUCUGCCCGAGAAGAAUUGUCCUUCUUUGAUAUCUCAGAAACAAGAUAAGCAUGUAGAUACGUACUGCUCUUCCAAGGAAGUGAUAAAUCAAAAUAUCAAAACAGACAUCUCUCAUCAUUAUGAUGCAGACAUGAUGGAAACUGUAAAUGACAGCUAUGACGAAGGAGCAAAUGAAUCUGAACAUGAGAAUACUCUGAAACAAUGCUUUCUUUUAGAAAGCAACGUCAAUGCAACCAGGCAUAAAAACACGGAUUCCUUGGCAGUGUCUCAGAAUGCAUUUAAAGUGAAAGAUUGUCCUAAAGAUCCGCUGAAGAGCAGUUCCAAGCAUUAUUAUGAAGUGACAUCCAAAAGUUAUAGCAGCCAAGGAAUUCUUCCAUUGGAAAAAAAAUACCAAGUUAUACUGAUGAAUAUAGCUGAUGACAAUAAGAAAGCUUAUCUAACUCAGAUUAUUGAAAACCUUGGUGGAGAUGUAACUUCUGAUGGAAGUAGAUGUACACAUGUCGUAACGGGGAAAGUGAGGAAAACAUUGAAUUUCUGCAAAGCUUUAUGUUCAGGGUCUUGGAUAAUUUCACCCAGUUGGUUGAAAGAAAGCUAUCGGAAUGGCAGAUUUGUCGAUGAAAUGCCUUUCAUAUUGAAAGACCAAGACUAUGAAACGAAGUACACAAGUGAACUAAAAGAAGCAGUUCUUAGUGCAAGGGCGCACCCCAGCAGUUUGCUUAGUGGGUAUGACAUAUGCCUGGCGGCUCAUGUUCAACCUCCAGCCAGUAUGUUGUCUGCAAUUGUAGAAUCUGCAGGAGGAAAUGUUGUAAUUGGGGGAGUGGAGAAGGUGAAAGACAAGGACAAGAGCAUAUUUGUGGCGUGCGAGGAGGACACCGACGAAGCACUGUUAGCAGCCGAGAAAGGGAUACGCUGUUUCAGCAGCGAGUGGUUCAUGAACUGCAUCAUGAAACAGCAGCUUGAUCUUGGAGCCUCUCAAUUUGCAAAUAAAAUCCGCACAAUGCUACGUCGUUUCACUCCCCUGGCUAUUCUAUUCGCGUUCACCGGAUUCAUCUUCGCCGUCCGUUCACAAGAGCUCAGAUCCAACGUCCAUCAAUCCCGGCGGGGAAUCACGGCGGCGCGCCCCGAACCUAUAGGUUCCAUACAAGUGCCGCCGGGCUUUCCGCUCAAGAUCGCGUUGUUUGCGGACCUGCAUUUCGGAGAGAACUCAUGGACCGCGUGGGGCCCGCAGCAGGAUAUAAAAUCAGUUGGGGUGAUGUCUACCGUUCUCGAUCAAGAACACCCAGACUUUGUGAUCUAUCUUGGGGAUGUCAUCACGGCAAACAAUAUACCCACCAAAAAUGCUAGCUUGUACUGGGAGCAAGCAAUCUCUCCUACAAGAGCCAGAAGAAUUCCAUGGGCUAGUGUUUUUGGUAACCAUGAUGAUAUGCCAUUUGAGUGGCCAUUGGAAUGGUUUUCAACUUCUGGAGUCCCUCCCGUCCAAUGCUCACAGAAUAUUUCAUACACUGGAUACAAAGAUUGCAGCUUCAGGGGAACAACGCGCUUGGAGAUGAUGAAAUAUGAAGUGGAUCACAACACAUUAUCACACUCUAAAUGCGGUCCGGGGGUUUUAUGGCCCAGUGUUUCCAACUAUGUCCUUGGAAUUUCAUUGACAAGUGACCCCGACACAUCUGUAGCAUAUAUGUACUUCCUAGAUUCUGGGGGUGGCUCAUACCCUGAGGUUAUCUCAAAUGCACAAGUGGAAUGGUUCAACCGCACGGUUCAAGAACUUAAUCCUGAUGCAAGGGUGCCUGAGUUAAUGUUUUGGCAUAUACCUAGUCAAGACUAUCAUCAUGCGGCUACAGAUCUUUCUCAACGCAAGACAUGCGUGGGUUCAAUGUUUGCAGAGAAAGUUGCUGCUCAGGAAGCUGAAAUGGGUAUUAUGGAUCUCCUUCAGAGAAGAUCAUCUGUGAUGGCUUUGUUUGUUGGUCACAACCAUGGACUGGACUGGUGCUGCCCCUACAAGAAGUUGUGGCUGUGCUACGCUCGCCAUACUGGGUAUGGCGGGUAUGGGAGCUGGGCUAGAGGGGCCCGGAUUCUGGAGAUAACUCAGCACCCUUUCGCCCUAAAAUCUUGGAUUCGAAUGGAAAAUGGUACUGUACAUAGUGAAGUCAUCUUGAGCAGCUCUUGAUUUGUCCCCUCUCUUCCUCUUCAGCUUCAGUCACAAGUGAAGGGGACACUGUACAUUAGAAAAUUGUAUCAAACAAUUCAAACCAGCAAUGUUUCACUGUCUUUACAAAUCUUCAUACUUAAACUCUUUUAAGCAAUUGUUUGAGUGGAACUGUAGGAGGAAGAAAUGAAGAAGAGAAUUAUUA